UCAACUGCUAGUUGUGGAUAAACCCGCACGUGUCAGGGCACCCUUACCCAGCAGCAGCUAGGAAGGUUGUGAGACGUAGAAAGCGAAUCUAGUAAAUACAUUUCUAAAUGGCUGGGUCUCAGUUUGAAUCUUUGGAGAAGACAUUGGAAAAAUAUAUCCCUCCCGAUGAGUUGAAAAACGUUAGGCGGAUAUUAUUCGGGAAUGACACGAAUAGGGAGCUGGAGCUGUCGAAGUCUGCUGUAGACGCUGCCUUGGAGCGGGACUUCGAACUCAAGGGGUGCAUUUUUGAGGCUGGCCGCGAACAACUCAGGCAGCCGCGUGUUGUCCGUGUUGGGCUUAUCCAGAAUGCCAUCGUCCUGCCCACCGACGCCCCCAUCAUGGAGCAGAUCACUGCCCUGCACAGAAGGGUGGGCGAGAUGGUGGAGGUGGCCGCCAUGUGUGGGGUGAACAUCGUCUGCUUCCAAGAGGCUUGGACUAUGCCCUUUGCCUUCUGCACCCGGGAGAAGAUGCCGUGGACAGAGUUUGCUGAGUCUGCUGAAGAGGGACCCACUACUCGCUUCUGCCAAGAGCUGGCAAAGAAAUACAACAUGGUGGUGGUGUCGCCAAUCCUGGAGCGGGACGAGGUCCACGGAGACACUCUUUGGAACACGGCAGUCGUGGUCUCGAACUCUGGGGCCGUCCUGGGCAAAACCCGCAAGAACCACAUCCCUCGUGUGGGUGACUUCAAUGAGUCCACAUACUACAUGGAGGGCAACACCGGUCACCGGGUGUUCCAUACGCAGUUCGGGAAGAUCGCCGUAAACAUCUGCUACGGGCGCCAUCACCCCCUGAACUGGUUCAUGUACAGCAUGAAUGGAGCAGAGAUCAUCUUCAAUCCCUCCGCAACAGUGGGGGAGCUGAGUGAACCCAUGUGGCCUAUUGAGGCGAGGAACGCAGCCAUUGCCAACCACUGCUUCACCUGUGCAAUCAAUCGAGUUGGCACGGAACAUUUCAAGAAUGAGUUCACCUCUGCAGAUGGAAAGAAAGCUCACAAGGACUUUGGCCACUUUUAUGGCUCCAGCUAUGUGGCUGCACCGGACGGAAGUCGCUCCCCAGGCCUCUCCAGAACCCGCGAUGGGCUCCUAGUGGCUGAGCUGGACCUGAACCUUAAUCGGCAGAUCAACGACAAGUGGGCUUUCAAGAUGACUGGAAGGUAUGAUGCAUAUGCACAGGCGCUCGCUGAAGCAGUUCAGGAUGACUUCAAACCAAAUAUUGUAAAGGAAUAACUGUUCAUCACUGCUCUUAGCACAGUAAUGGUGCCUGAAUGGACCUCGAAUGAGACAACCAGGUGUGUGUAUGCCUGAGAAUAAGAUUAGCUGUGAAAUUGCACAAUGUUUUCCUUAAAGUGGGGGGGGGGGAUUAGAAGAUGUUUUUAAGUAUAAACUCCAAGUUAUGGAUGCCAAUAAAAAGAAAAAAAACCUGCAUUUCUCCAACCAUAUGAAAAUUCUAAGAUUUAAUGGAGGACUUAAGAAUCUGGUGAUACUGCCACUUGCUCUCAUCUAAAGAAAUACUGAACAUAUUGAGGUGCUGGUCAUAUUUAAUCCAUUUAAACAUUUUUAUUUGUCUGAACUUGCUUGCAGCCAUAGGAUUUUUCCAAUUCUGAAAUUCCUGGAUUCUUUUUAAUCAUUUUUUAUUGAAUGCAAACAAGAGAAAAAAAUAUACGUUCUCCCAAAAUAAAAUUUUGGCAUUGCUUAUGAUAAGCCCCUAAUACGUCACCCUUCCGCCCCAAAUAAAUAAAUACUCAGCCAAAGCAA
Molecule: messenger RNA, 1793 nt
Organism: Anguilla anguilla (European eel)
Lineage: Eukaryota; Metazoa; Chordata; Actinopteri; Anguilliformes; Anguillidae
Gene: upb1
Product: ureidopropionase, beta
Exons: 10
Coding region: 108-1265 (385 amino acids)
Molecular function (GO): beta-ureidopropionase activity
Source: RefSeq, a predicted model, not a curated record